GGGGGUGGGGGGUGGGGGGGAAGAACUGGGUAAAAGGAGAAGGAGAGAGAGAGACGGAAGACAGGUUUUGGAUUCCUGUGGGGAUCUCAGCAUGCUGUUCCGAUGAACCUUCCUCAUGCACAACCGAGGGGGUAAGGGAAAAGAAAUCAGAAGCCACAAAGCACUUCGAACAAGAAGACUUUUGAGGAAUCCAGCCUUUGGCUACAAUGCUGCAAGAGCCGUUGUAAUGAAUCACACCAUGUUCAAGAUUCUUCUUUCAAGAUCAACAGUAGCAUCUUCCCUUUGGGAUGCAAAACCACUGGAAAAAAGUUAAGAUUUAAGGGCAGCUGUCGUGGGGGAAAGGCGUUUGGUGCAGCCAACUCCAGGUGCCCCCCCCCCUCUUCUUUUCCUUGCCCUUUAUCAUGGGAGGAAAUGCGAUCCGCUGGAAGUGAGUUUUACGGUCACCAGAUUGGUUCCUCUCUGGAGUUUGUGUCCUCUUAAGACUUUUCUUUUCUCCCUGAAAAUGUGAAGAACCGUGAUCUGCAAAGUGAAUCUUUUUUUUUUUGUGCAUGCGCCCGGCUCAAGUUCACAUUUUCGAAAGGAUGAGACCUUCUGCUGCUUUUUCCGAAACCUUCUAAAGGUAGGCAGGGUGUCCGUGUUUGCCUGAGUUGGCUCCAUUCCGAGAUGCCUUCAUCAGAGUCUGUGAAGAAAUGAAAGCAUAGCCGAAGGCAACCUGUGUACCUUCACCUGUCUGUUCAAAGGUCAGUGCAAAAGUAUUCAGAAUCCAGACUGCUUUCUCCAAGCCUUCACAAAAAAGAAGAAACAUUGCAGAGAUCCACACGCCUGCGGCUUGUUUGCUCCAGAGAAUGGCAGCUGACAUGGUCUUCAGGCAGCGCGUGGCCGUGAGGUCUACGUCUGUUCCUAGUGUAGCUUAGAGGCUCUGGGUCCUGGCCUUAUGGUGGAACCUGCAAGAUGGGCAGCAGUAGUUCAGCACUGAAAAUUUGCACUGAUCACCAGGGAGGAAUCAACUGGCUCAGCCUCAGUCCCGACGGGCAGUGGCUGCUGACUGGCAGUGAGGACGGCACCGCGCGACUCUGGAGCACUGCAGACAGCCAGUGCCGGGGUCAUUUUCAAGGGCACGAGAGCUACAUCACUUUUUGCCACCUGGAGAAUGAGGCUGCCUUCACAUGUAGCGCCGAUCACACCAUUCGAAAGUGGGACGUAAUGACUGGCCAGUGCCUGGCAGUUUACCGCGGGCACACGUCCAUUGUGAACAGGAUCCUCGUUGCCAAGGACUAUCUCUUCAGUGGCUCUUAUGACAGGACAGCACGGUGCUGGAGCAUGGACAAAGAGAAGCCAAUCCAGGAGUUCCGGGGUCACCGGAACUGUGUCUUGACCUUGGCCCUCUACUCCUCCAGGGACCUUCUGGGGGAUUCCGAAGGGGAAGAGUCGGAGGAAGAGAAACUAAGCAAAGGCUUCUUGGUGACGGGAAGCACAGACUGUACUGUCAAAGUCUGGUGGGUGUCCAGCGGGCGUUGCCACCAGACUCUGCUGGGACACACUGGGGCCAUCUUAUGUCUUAUACUUGACCCUCCGAACAGGGAACUCUUUUCGGGUAGCACUGAUUACACCAUUCGAACGUGGAACAUUGUCACCGGUGAGCAGCUGAGAGUAUUCAAAGAGCAUCAAGGAGCCAUCAUCUGCCUGGAGCUUGUGAAUCGACGCUUGUAUUCAGGGAGUGCAGACAGGACAGUGAAAUGCUGGCUGGCCGACACUGGGGAGCGAGUUCGAACGUUCAAAGCCCACAAACACAGCGUCAGCACUUUGAAGUAUCAUGCUGGGAUAUUGUUUACGGGGAGUGGAGACGCCUGCGCUCGAGCUUUUAAUACAAAAACUGGGAUCCUGCAAAGAGUGUUUCGGGGGCACAAGCUGGUUAUCAACUCCAUCCAGAUUCACAAUGAAUUAUUGUACACGGCUUCCCACGAUGGCACGCUCAGGAUCUGGGACAUACGGCCGCUCUGCAAGCGUGGGAGGCGGCGCUGGAAGAAGGAGAGGUCCGUCCAGGGCAGGAGCUCCCAGAAGGGAAGUCUGUCUCGGCUUUUCAACAACAAAGUGGGCUGCAUGGUGCACCAGCAAGAUGGUGGGGAGCAGGAGGCCGUAGAGCUCAUGUGACGGCAGCGGCAGGACCGUAACACUUCAUAUCAGUUGCAGCGCCCCCGCCCACGUGCAGCUCACCUGCCGGUUGCGGAGGUUCACCAGGGAGCUUGAUAAACCUAUUUUUUUUGCUGCUUGUGUAGAGCUGUGAAAAGGGGACUGUGAGUCACCUGGCAGGCACAAUAUGUGUGUUGCAAUCCAUUGUGCGUGUGUGUGUGUGUGUGUGUGAAUCAGAUAUGUGGCACAAUAAGUGUGUUGCAUUCCAUUGUGCGUGCAUGUGUGAAGCAGAUAUGUGGCACAAUAAGUGUGUUGCAUUCCAGUGUGUGUGUGUGCGUGUGUGAAGCAGAUAUGUGGCACAAUAAGAGUGUUGCAUUCCAUUGUGCGUACGUGUGUGAAGCAGAUAUGUGGCACAAUAAGUGUGUUGCAUUCCAGUGUGUGUGUGUGUGUGUGUGUGUGUGUGAAUCAGAUAUGUGGCACAAUAAGUGUGUUGCAUUCCAUUGUGUGUGUGUGUGUGUGUGAAGCAGAUAUGUGGCACAAUAAGUGUGUUCCAUUCCAUUGUGCGUGCAUGUGUGAAGCAGAUAUGUGGCACAAUAAGUGUGUUGCAUUCCAUUGUGUGUGUGCGUGCGUGCGUGAAGCAGAUAUGUGGCACAAUAAGUGUGUUGCAUUCCAUUGUGUGUGUGUGCACGUGUGUGAAGCAGAUACCCUUGUCGGCCUGGCGCAGGACCAGUGGAGGCUGAUGAAAAGGCACUGAGGAAAACAGAGAUCCUCCCAUAAGGGCUUUAUUUCACUCUCCUGCCAAAGGCUUCUGAAGUCUCCUUAGGCCUCUGGAGGGGAGGGGUGUUUGGGCAGGCCAGCUCUCCUCCGCUGUAUUUUCUUUACGGCAGACUCUUUAGAGAGGGCUCCUGACUCAGUGGAAGAACCUCUGCCUUGUGUGCAAGUGGUCCCAAGUUCAGUCCUUGGCAUCUCCAGUUAAGAAGAACAAGGCAGGAGUUGGUGUGGAAUACCUCAGCCUGAGACCCUGGAGAGCAGCUGCCAGUCCGAGUCGGCAGUGCUGAUCCUGAUGGGCCAAGGGUUUGAUUCAGUAUAAGGCAGCUUCUUGUCUGUCCCUGGGGGUCCCUGUGUGCCAACUGCCCCCGGAGGAGGGGUGUCCAACUCUGGCAGUUCAGAUGUUCAUGGUCUACAAUUCCCAUCAGCCCCAGCCACCAUGGGUCUAUACUAUAUCGAAAGCACUGCAGAUGCACAGAAGGAAGCUGAUACCCUCUAGGGCAGGGGUGUUCAAUGCUGGUGCUUCAGAUGUUAAUGGACUACAAUUCCCAUCAGCCCCUGCUGGCAUGGCCAAUUGACCACUGGUAUAGACAGUAUCCGGGCAGUGAAACUGUGAGCUGGAAUGAAAAAUAUUGGGGCGGAUGAGAUGCCGGAGUACGUUUGAGGCCAAAGGGAAUUCCAGAGGCUUUUCAAGCUAGUGCAGGAAGGCUUCAGGGGAGAUCUGCCAGCGCCAGUUUGGGAUAUAGUGGGAGAUUUUCCUAACUAGCAUCGGUCUUUCCCACAUAAUACUGUCCUCCCAUGACUCCACCUGCUCUUCCAGAAUAUCUGAGGGGCAAUCUAGCCUGAGCCUUAUAAGGGCGGAAUGAGAAGGUUUGGAGGAAUUUGGGGCUGUGGGGCGCCGGGUGGGGGUGGAGGAGGUGAGAAAUACUGUGGUUUGUCUCCAUGGGGUUAGUGACACAGCAUUUGGAACAGUGUUGCCUGCUGCGGGUUCCCUGGUCAGAUCUCAAAUUGUGCGAAUGGGCGGAGACAAACGAACGUGUCUUGAGCAAUUAGCCUAAUGCAGAUCGGUGCUUGCCCCUUGUUGGGGGGGGGGGGGCAGACAUGCAAAUUUCUAAAUUGGGAACAGCCCCCUCUUUCCUGCCCCCAGCUUUGCAGCCUGCUGAUCAACCGGUCUCUGUGACACUCGCAGAGGCGGCUUCUUCUCACAUACAGCGAUUCAAGCUUAAAACAGAACAAAACUGGUUUAUCUGAAAGACCUGCUGAAUAGACAUUUAAGUGGGCAGGUGCACUGUGUGCUUGGCGCAACUGUGUUUUUCAAAGAAAGCCUGCUAGAAAUAUAGGAAGGAAAGAGCAAAAAUCUGUGCUGGGGUUAUGCCUGCAUUCAUCCACAGAAGGACCAAGCCACAUUUAGGCCAGCAGUGGGCUUUAAGAAGGUAUUUUUGGGAUUGGAAGCAGAAAGGGGCUGCCUGGCUUUCUGGCUGGUGAGAGACAGAUCUAGCUUGAGGCUUGCAAAGGUGUCUCUUUCUUGAAAGGCUGAACUUGAGCAGGGGCAUGAACCGACCCACCGGCUGGUCCCUUCUCUCUCUCUCACUCCCCUUCAUUUGUUUAGAUAACCACUGAGCCAUAAACAUGGAACCUGUGUGGCAGACUUGGCUGUAGCAGUGUGCAACUGAAUCAAAUGCUUCAGUUGUGUGCCUGUGUGUGUGUGUGUGGUGACUUGUGUAACAUUGUAAUCAUAUUAGUGACCAUGAGAGUUUGCAAAAGACGGUUGGGUAAUAAAAAUGGUUAUGCAGAGAA
This is a messenger RNA of Sphaerodactylus townsendi, 4695 nucleotides long. It is a transcript of the gene WDR86, whose product is annotated as WD repeat domain 86. The record is from RefSeq and is a predicted model, not a curated record. Lineage: Eukaryota; Metazoa; Chordata; Lepidosauria; Squamata; Sphaerodactylidae. The transcript has 8 exons. Bases 952 to 2151 code for a protein of 399 amino acids. Gene Ontology annotation, molecular function: protein binding.